UGACCCGGGAGCCUUUCCCUGCCUCCCCCGCUCCGGCGCAGUGGUUCCUCCCCGCGCAUGCCAGUUCUUCCUCCGGAGAAAGCAGCCCUUUUCGCCAUGAGCUCCGAGGACGAGCAGAAGCGGCGCUUGAUCCGCCAACGGAUCCGGGAUUUCCCGGACUUCCCCUCGCCCGGCGUCCUGUUCCGAACUGGGCUCCUCCAGGCUGGCAUCGAUUUCUGCCCGGGGCAGAAUGUCUCCGGAGUCACCACCCACCAGCAAGUGGAGCACUCCAAGCUCCCCCUGAUCUUCCACUUGGGGAAGGACCCUGGAGAGAAGUAUCCGAUCAGGAAGUCUGAACUUCGCUUCCUCCCAAUUGUGCCAAGUUUUAAUGGCGGCUUCCUUGAACUCGGGCACAGGUGUGUUUCCUCACCUUGCCAAGACGCCCUCCUGCCCCUCCUGACGGACUUGCCCUCUGAAGGGCUGACCCCCUUUCCUCGCUGUCUUCUGCCAGGCCUCGAUUCCCGCGGCUUCCUCUUUGGCCCAGUUUUGGCCCAGAGGCUGGGGGUUGGAUUCCUGCUCAUCCGCAAGAAAGGGAAGCUCCCGGGAGCCACCGAAUCCAUCUCCUACGCACUGGAAUAUGGGAAGGCGGAAUUGGAAGUCCAGAAGGACACAGUGGAGCCCGGACAGAAAGUCAUCAUAGUGGACGAUCUGCUGGCAACGGGAG
Messenger RNA from Thamnophis sirtalis, 703 nucleotides. The record is from RefSeq and is a predicted model, not a curated record. NCBI's taxonomy places the organism in Eukaryota, Metazoa, Chordata, Lepidosauria, Squamata, Natricidae.